Acanthosepion pharaonis is the source of this 579-nucleotide messenger RNA. Lineage: Eukaryota; Metazoa; Mollusca; Cephalopoda; Sepiida; Sepiidae. The record is from the annotation of a GenBank genome assembly.
AUGUCGGUUGCACGAUACAAGACCUUCUGUUGGAAAUCAAUACAAUUUCUUUAUUUGUUACUUUUCUUUUUGUAUCUAUCUAUCUAUCUAUCUCCUUCUGUUCACAUCUAUCUAUCUAUCUAUCUAUCUAUCUAUCUAUCUAUCUAUCUAUCUAUCUCCUUCUGUUCACAUCUAUCUAUCUGCAUCCGUUCAUAUCUAUCUAUCUAUCUAUCUAUCUAUCUAUCUAUCUAUCUAUCUCCUUCUGUUCACAUCUAUCUAUCUAUCUAUCUAUCUAUCUAUAUCGUUCAUAUCUCCUAUCUAUCUAUCAUUAUCAUCAUCUAUCUAUCUGCAUCUGUUCAUAUCUAUCUAAUCUAUCUCAUCUGUUCAUCUAUCUAUCUGCAUCUAUCUAUAUCUAUCUAUCUAUCUAUCUAUCUAUCUAUCUGCAUCUGUUCACAUCGAUCUAUCUGCAUCCGUUCAUAUCUAUCUAUCUAUAUGUUGCGCAAGGCAAGGGAAGAACUUAACACGAACAACAGGCUACAACCGCGCUACCCGUAUUUGACGACGGAUCAACCGAUGCAUUUUUCGAAAUUGAAAAUAUGA